UCAAUAAAAACACUUCCGUUUUUGAGUUGGAGGAGCACACUUGCAUGUGAAGAAGUCAGUUGCCUGUAACUUUGCUGAAUAUACAUUUUAAAUUAGUUCAGUCUUCAGAAUUUAUUUCAAAAGCAGAGUCCCUGAUUCCAACAUAGAUAUACUCCCUGAUAAUGGAUGCUUCUGCAGGAAACAAUCCUCCUCAUCCAUUCUGGCCCCAGGACCUUGUGAUUCCCAACUAUGUGGCCAAUGAUCGGUCCAUGACAGAGAUUCUGGUGUUCCUCUUCUCUGUUUCUGGGGUGUUUCUGCUUGUCACCUGGCUGAUCAGUGGGAUCAACCACUCCCUGGGAACAUGGAGGCGCCUGGCCAUCUGUUGGUUUGCAGUUUGUGGAUUUAUCCAUAGCAUUAUUGAGGGCUGGUUUACUCUUUAUUACAACAUUAUACCAGGGGACCAAAGCUUUCUUUCACAACUGUGGAAAGAGUACUCCAAAGGGGACAGUAGAUAUGUUAUAGCUGAUAACUUUACUGUCUGUAUGGAGACCGUGACUGCUGUCCUAUGGGGUCCAUUCAGUUUUUGGGCUGUUUAUUCCUUUAUAACUGCAAAGUCCUACAGAUUUGUUCUGCAGCUCAUCAUUUCACUUGGUCAGCUUUAUGGAGCAGUGUUGUACUUCUUCACAGAGCACAGGGAUGGCUAUGCCCACAGCGAGUACGGACAUCCUAUCUACUUUUGGUUCUACUUUGUCUUCAUGAAUUUCCUUUGGAUCAUUAUUCCAUUGAUACUCAUUUUGGAUGCGUGGAGACAGUUAUCUGCAGCCCAGACAUAUGUGGACACCUCUAGGACACAGAAGACUAAAAGAAAGUAAUCUAUAUUAAUCACAACAAUGUGGGACAUUGGGGGAAUUAAAUCAAAAUGUCUUCAAGACAAAUGAAAAUGAACUGUAGUCCUUUGCUUAUGUUGUAUUAUUAAGGUGAUUGUCCAAUGAAUGCCAGCAAGCUCAGAGUUUUGGUUUUGUUGCCGUUUGCAAGUUUGUUUUUAUUACAGAUUAAAUAAAAUGAUUAAAUAAAAAAAUUGCUUUUAUACUGUUGUUUGUUAAUAAACUUUAGUUUGUGAUUAGCCUGAAUACUAUCUUAAUAUCUACACAGUUAAGCGCAUAGGUGAUUAACAUUCAAUCUUGUGAUAAGUACAUGAAAGCAUUGGUGGGAUAACAAACAGAUGCAGUGGUGGCUUUUUAAAAACUUGUUAUAUGGAGAAUUAGGUCUUCUGUGUUGGAAGUUUAUAUUCUUGAUAUUCUGUAAAACAGGGCAAAAUCCUAACUGAUAAUCAACCCAUUCGUGCCUGUCUCUUGGAAUCUGCAUGUUAAUAUUUUAAUCUGAAAUAUUGUCAGAAUGACACUGGUGUUUUUUGUUGACUGGACACAAAUUAAAAUU
Molecule: messenger RNA, 1416 nt
Organism: Cyprinodon variegatus (sheepshead minnow)
Lineage: Eukaryota; Metazoa; Chordata; Actinopteri; Cyprinodontiformes; Cyprinodontidae
Gene: ebp
Product: emopamil binding protein (sterol isomerase)
Exons: 5
Coding region: 162-851 (229 amino acids)
Biological process (GO): cholesterol biosynthetic process
Cellular component (GO): membrane; endoplasmic reticulum
Molecular function (GO): C-8 sterol isomerase activity; cholestenol delta-isomerase activity; steroid Delta-isomerase activity
Source: RefSeq, a predicted model, not a curated record